This is a messenger RNA of Fraxinus pennsylvanica, 396 nucleotides long. The record is from the annotation of a GenBank genome assembly. NCBI's taxonomy places the organism in Eukaryota, Viridiplantae, Streptophyta, Magnoliopsida, Lamiales, Oleaceae.
AUGCACGAGCAUACUCAACCUAGUGUUAUCCAUAAGGAUAUCAAAACGAGCAACAUACUCCUUGAUUCCACUUUUAAAGCAAAAAUUUCAAAUUUCUCCACAGCCAGGCCUGCGACUUGCUCUAUGAUGCUAAAGGUCAAUGUGUUAGCUUUUCAAGUUGUUCUGCUCGAGUUACUUUCAGGCAAGAAAGUUAUGGAAGCCAAAGAUAAUGGUGUAGUUGUGAUGUUAUGGAAAGAAAUAAAAGGAAUCUUGAAAGAUGAUGAUCACAGAGAAGAGAAGCUAAGGAUGUGGAUGGAUCCAUACUUAAAGAACUCAUACCCCACUGAAGGCGCUCUAAGCUUGGCAACCUUGGCAAAAUGCGCACAUCAGAUUAAUCCUCCGAGAGACCAGGAAUGA